AUGAUAUCCUCUGCAUGUCCAGGGUGGAUAUGCUAUGCUGAAAAAAACACUUGGUUCCACCAUCUAUGCCACAAGCUAGGCGUUAGGGCAAGUGAGAUUUAUCAUGUGACAGUGAUGCCUUGUUAUGAUAAAAAGCUGGAGGCUUCAAGAGAUGAUUUUGUUUUUCAUGAUGAAUCCGGUGAAAUGACUACAGAGGUAGAUUCCGUUUUGACAACUGGAGAGGUCUUAGAUUUAAUACAGAGUCUAACUGUGCGUGAUUUUGAUGGUAGAAACUCAAAGGGAACGUUGCUUGUCUGGAAAAUUAAGUUUCAUCCGGAAUAUAUGGUAGAAAGGAUUUUUACAGGCAUAUGGCGGUCAUCGGCGGCGGUGGAAGAAUAUAAAUGUGCUCGCGCGUGGGAGAAAAAGAGAGAAACGUAA
Molecule: messenger RNA, 417 nt
Organism: Lactuca saligna
Lineage: Eukaryota; Viridiplantae; Streptophyta; Magnoliopsida; Asterales; Asteraceae
Source: the annotation of a GenBank genome assembly